Messenger RNA from Dioscorea cayenensis subsp. rotundata (Guinea yam), 3555 nucleotides. Its product is annotated as la-related protein 1A-like. The record is from RefSeq and is a predicted model, not a curated record. NCBI's taxonomy places the organism in Eukaryota, Viridiplantae, Streptophyta, Magnoliopsida, Dioscoreales, Dioscoreaceae. Gene Ontology annotation, biological process: mRNA stabilization. Gene Ontology annotation, molecular function: RNA cap binding.
UCCUCUUUUUUAUUUACCAAAAAACCCUAAUCCCGCCUUCUCUCUCUCUCACACACACACUCGAGAAAACCCUAGUUUUUUGACGGCGGAGGAGAUGACGGCCGCCAUUAUCGUCAUCCAAAGCCUCCGAGAUCGCUGAUUGAUUUUUGGAAUCCUGUUUCUUUGUCUGAGUGUUCUUUGAUGGAGGGCGGUGGUCGGGCGGGGGAGGAUCACGUUGAGGGUAUGGGUGGAGCGGAGAAGGUGGUGGAGGGGAAGGAGGAGAGGCGGAAAGGGAGGGGUGGGGCGAGGUCGCCGUGGAAGAAGCCGGCGCCACCGCAGAUUGUAGCGGCUGGUGUUACGGGUGAUGGGAAGAAGCCGGUGAUGGGGGCUGACUCAUGGCCGCCGCUGGAGGAUGCGCGGCUUAAGGGCUUGCCGGAUCUUGGUGGGAAACCGGCUCAGCCGGAGCUGGUUGUUGCGGCUGUACCGCCGGCGUCCGGUAACGGCGGUCCUGGCCCGAGGAAUGGCCAUCCUCCUCCUCCUCCUCCUCCCCCUCUUCCUGUUCAGGGACCAAAUGGCUUGCGUAAAUCUGAUGGAUUUAGUAAUGGCAAUUCUUCCAAUAAGCAUUAUGGACCGCACCCACAUAAACAUGGACCCAAGCAUAAUGUUUCUGCAAAUGGGAUGCCACCCUUUGCUUAUCAUUUCCCCUACAAUCAACAGCAAAGGCCACCAAUAAUGUACUCUGUUAUGCCAAACCCCCCUCUGCCGGUAAAUGAAUACCCUUAUCAGCCUUGUCCACCACCUUUUCCUAAUGCGGAUUCACACGUGAAAUCAGACAUGCCAGCCUUUGUUCCAAAUGUUCAAGCUGGUGGAAUUGAUGGUGGUAGGAAUUUUCAGCCUUCUCCACGUGGUGAUCCCAACACUUGGCGUUCCUAUCCUGGGAAUUACCCAAACAGACCAUAUAAUGGUCUUGAACCUGGUGGUCGUUUUAAUCAGACAUGGCGCAAUCAGCGGGCAUUUACUCCAAGAGAGAACAUAAAUAUAGCUCAUAUUGGACCUGGUAUGUUUGUGAGGCCAGCUCCGCAAUUUUUCUGUCCUGCUCCAGGGUACAUGAAUGGACCCCCUUUUCCUGGUCCUGCACCCCGCAUGUAUUAUGUCCCAACUGCAUCUCUUGAAAUGAUGAGGGGACCACCACCGCCGCGUUAUGUUUCGAUUCCUCUACCGCCUGCUCCUGUUUUUACUCCUGAGGAACUAGCGUUGAGAACUAGCAUAGUAAAACAAAUCGAAUAUUAUUUUAGUGAUGAAAAUUUGCAGAAGGACCAUUAUUUGCUUUCAUUGCUAGAUGAACAUGGAUGGGUGUCUAUAUCCAAAAUCGCGGACUUUAACAGGGUCAAGAAAAUGACAACGGAUAUACCUUUCAUUCUGGAUGCUUUGCGCAGCUCAGAUUCAAUUGAAGUACAGGAUGAAAAUAUUAGGAGGCGUGAUGGUUUGGCAAAGUGGAUUUCUCCAUCAGGUCCUGACAUAUCUUUAACACAAUCUGCUUCGGGAGAGAGUCAUGUUGAUGAGAAGGUUUCAUCUUUUGUGGAUGGAACUGGGUCCAAUGGAAUCAACCAAUUCCCCUGCUCUACUGAGAAUAAAUGUCUACAAACAAGCUGUCAUGACCAGGAUGAAUCAAAUAUUGUAGAAGUAUCAAUGGUUGAUAAGCAGCUAAGAUUUAAUGGAGACAGCAAUGUCCAGGUCAAGGAGUUGACUUCUGAACCAUUACCAGAUUCCAAUACACAGGAGCCCUCUGGUGGAUCUAAUUUUAUGUUUAACAAGAAUGUGGUAGAGAGUGUUUCUAACGCCAAUGGUGCCGGUGCUAAUGUUUCUUUUAGCUCUGGGAGUUUUCAAGGAAGCAUGAAUCCUUCUACCAUUAGUGAGGGUGAAAAUGGGAACAAAAGAACACAGUCUGGGACAAUAUUGAAUUCACAAAGUAUAGUUGCUUCUAAGUGUUUCAUGCAUGAAUCUUCCAGCUUUAGGGAGCAGAACACAUUUAUGCUUGAUGAGGAGUUGGAACUUGAGCAUACAGAGACCCAGAAAGAAAAUGUUCCACAUAAUAAAAGACUUGAUGAUGAGGAUGAUGAAAUGGAUGUCAACGACCAAGAUGUUCACAGGCUUAUUAUUGUGACGCAAGAUUUUAAAUUAAAUAAAGAAGAUACAACUGGCCCUUGGGAAUCACAACCUAUUUCAAAUGAGGUUGCAACUGCUAUUAAUGAUGGCAUUUUAUUCUAUGAACAGGAACUGCGAGCCAAACGGUCUUAUAACCGAAGAAAUAAUUCCGGGGUGGAGAAAGGUGGAGAAUCAAAAUCUUCCACCCAUGCAAAUGCUACUUUGAAUUCAAAGAAGAAUGCGAAUACUGGGGGCAAUAAUGGUUCUGAUGAAUCUGGAAAUGCUAAUCGAAGGCGGCAAAAUAAGGGCACGAACAAGUCUCAUCCAUCACAUCGGCAGCGCUUCUUCCACAGCAAUUUUAGAAACCAGGGAAACAGUCGCAAUCAUCAUGGAGUGGUAUCAGAGAGUCCACCAAGUAAUUCUGUUGGCUUUUUCUUUGGUUCAACACCCCCUGAAAAUUUCAGCUGCGUGCCAUCAAAGUUGAGCGCUUCUCCUCAUGGAGCCUUUGCUGGAAGUAGUCCGCCUGUGGGUUCUAUGCCUAAACCGUUCCCACCAUUCCAGCAUCCAAGUCAUCAGCUCUUGGAAGAUAAUGAGUUUAGACAACAAAAAUAUCUUAAGUUUCACAAGCGUUGUCUUGGUGAAAGGAAGAAAUUAGGAAUUGGUUGCAGUGAGGAAAUGAACACACUCUACCGGUUCUGGUCUUAUUUCUUGCGAAAUAUGUUUUUUCAGUCUAUGUAUAAUGAGUUCCGGAAGUUCGCAUUGGAAGAUGCAGCUGCUAAAUAUUUUUAUGGCUUAGAGUGUCUUUUCCGAUUUUACAGUUAUGGACUGGAGAAGCAGUUCAGAGAAGAUCUAUAUGAAGAUUUUGAACAACUUACUCUUGAGUUCUAUAACAAGGGAAAUCUUUAUGGCCUUGAAAAGUACUGGGCUUUUCACCAUUUCCGGGAGAUGCGUGACAACAGCAAGCCUCUGAGGAAGCAUCCGGAGUUGGAUCGUCUGCUCAAGGAAGAAUACAAGAGCCUGGAAGACUUCCGGGUGAAAGAGAGAGCCAGCGAGAAGGUUUCAAGCAGCGGCACCGAAGCCACUGCCUAGACAGCAGUAAAGGUGACUCUUUUGGAUGCGCGUAUUGUACUCGAUGGUUCAUUUGACAUGAAACAUCACAUGAUAUAACCCUCUAGGCCGUGUCUGUGUCUUUGGUGGUACUGGUUAUAAUACCGAAAAUUUUGAUCCUUAGAGGCUGGGGCAUGCCUGUGCAGAUUUAAAGUGUCCCCAGCCAGUGUGAUGAUGCAGUGGCUGUGCCAAGAAUUAUUUUUUGCCCUGUUGGAAUCUGGAUUUGUACAUAAACCCGGAAAAAUUGAGAAAAGUUGAUUCCUGUAUCUGGAAUUCUAAAAAAUUGACUAAUAAAGAGCUUGGAAUCAUACUGUUGUUUUUGCC